Molecule: messenger RNA, 2409 nt
Organism: Clunio marinus
Lineage: Eukaryota; Metazoa; Arthropoda; Insecta; Diptera; Chironomidae
Source: the annotation of a GenBank genome assembly
GCAUACACAAUUUAUGCGAUUUCUUAAUAAGUCGCCGAAAACAAAACAUUCCUAUUAAAAAAUUCAAAUUUUCUGUUUUUCGAGAAGGAAUUAAUAAAGGAAUUGAACUAAAACUUUUAUCAAAAGAAGUGCACAGUUUAAUUUCUUAAAAUGAUUGUUACGAAGGAAUCUGAUACAAACUUUUUCUUGCCACUUCCACCCGGCAAAAAUUUUGAUAAUUUGUCUCCAUAUAAAAUUUGUGUAGCAAUAAUUUUACAAGAAUUCUGGAGAAAACACAGAGAUAGAGAAGUGUUAGAUAUGGAAAUUGAUGAAAAAUAUGUAGUUCCUUCAGUAAACUAUCCAGCUGAGUACCGAAGAAAGUUUUAUAUGACACUUUUGAAGCUGAUUCAACUUCCGGAUUUGAGUUACAAAGAUCUUCACAUUUUUCUAACAGCAGGAAAGUUUCCACUUGAAGCUUGGCACAUGGAAGCUUUCCAAGGCGUCAUGAGUAUUGUUAGCGAAGUUGGAAUUGAAAUUUUGUUUAAACUCACAAAAACAAUCGAUGAUCUAAUAACUGAGACCAUUGUGUCAGGAGCCAAUUCACCCUGCGUUCAUCAAGGCAGUGUCAUUGGACUUUAUCUUCGAAGGAUUCUUCUUCAUCUUGAGAAGAUGCCGUUCCAAGAUUUAAUGAAUCUUUAUCAAAAUAUCAUAACUUACUACGAAAAAGGUAUUCGUGCUUUGGAAAUAUCUCCAGCAACUUCAAAUCUUGAUGAUAUUGAAGACACUAUGAUGACAAAACAUAAAUGGUCAUCGAAGCAAGCAGAACUGUUUGUUACGCAGCAAACUUCAUUUCUAGAGAAUGAUGAAACGAAAGCUUUAAAUCCCAAAGAACUUCAAAAGCGAAUCGACGAAAUCGUCCAAAUUUACACUCCAUUAUAUUCAAAAGCUUAUUUCUUGUCAUAUCUUAACAACAUUCGAAUUCGUGAUCUUCCGAAUUGCAUUGAAGCCUUACACAGGUCAUUUGAUCGAAAUGCUGGUAAACAUGGACACAAUCAUCAAGAUCAAAACACUUGCAAGUCAAACUUUCAAUAUUCAGUUCUAAAUCUUGCAGUUCUUCAUACAAUGUUUGAUCAUAACACGGAAGCACUUAAAUGUCUGAAAGAAUGCAUAAUGAUUGCACAAGAAAAUGGUGAUCGAGUUUGCCUUCAACUUGCUCAACUUUGGCUUUGUUUACUCGACAAAUCAAACUUUCAAUUAUCAGAGAAAAACAUUGCAAAUAAGACGGAAAUGAGUUUGGUACGUUCAGUGUCACUCAACAUUCAAUCAUUAGUGAAAGUUGCUGCAAUUUCUGGUUAUUUACCUUCAAAACUUUUCGAUGUUCUCAUUAAAAGUGACAUUCUUAAUUGUCAACAUUCGAUGGUGAAUUUGAUCUCAAAUUGUGUCGCUGAGCGAACUGCGCUUUGGACACUUUAUGGCAAAUAUGAAAUUGCUUCACUAUCAAGUCAACUCUUACUAAAUUCGAACUUAAAAACGAUGGAACGAACUCACAAUGGCGAAGGAACAUGUCAAGCUUUGUGUACUUUGGCAAUGUGGAUGGCAAUGCAAGGCGAUUUCUUAUCAAGUUCUGUGAUUCUAAGUAAAGCUAAAGAGAAAUUUCCACGAUUUCCAAUCUCUCGAAAUUGGAUGUUGGUAAAUCAAUAUGUGACAAGUCAACAAGCAAUUUAUCAUGAGAAAUGGAGCGAUGCUUCCAUAGCAUGUGAUCAUUUAUAUCAUUUAGACCCAAAUCUGAGUUUACUGCAACGUGCAAACAUGAACAUUGCAAGGGGAAAUCGUUCAGAUGCAUUAAGUCUCUUAGAUCGACUUUUAUCACAAGAUGAUGAGAAAUUAGAACCGCUUCUAAGAGUUCGCGGCCUUGUUGCACAAGCUCAAAGCUUAAUCGAUCGUCACAACAUUCCAUCCGAAUCAUUGUUGAUCUUAAAUCGUGCAAGUAGUUUCGCUGAAGAGAAACAUUUAGAUUACGAACAUUCGAUUGUUGAAAUGAACAUCGCUUAUGUUCUUUAUCGCAUGGAGAUGCAUCAACAAGCAUUGAAAAUAUUGAAAUUGAAUAUGGAAAAUAUUCUCGCAAACGGAGGAAUUUACGACAAGGCCAAACUUUUCUUUCUCUUUGUUCAGUCAAUCAUUGCGUCGUCGCCUUCCAAGAACAUGAAACUUGAAAAUGUGAAGAAAACUUCGGAGCAGAUUGAACUUGCAAUUAACUUCUUAACAAAGCUUGAAUGUUGGAAUAAAGUUAAGGACAUUUACAUGUUUCUUGCUAAGCUCUACAAUGAACUGAAUAUGAUUGAAGAAAGAAACUUUUAUGCGUUGAAGUUUCGUCUAACAGCUGAAGAGCGAACGAACAACACAAACGACAACAUCAAUAUUUUUCAUUAA